This is a messenger RNA of Frankliniella occidentalis (western flower thrips), 2132 nucleotides long. RefSeq lists its product as uncharacterized. The record is from RefSeq and is a predicted model, not a curated record. The transcript has 5 exons. NCBI's taxonomy places the organism in Eukaryota, Metazoa, Arthropoda, Insecta, Thysanoptera, Thripidae. The coding region runs from base 77 to 1876 and encodes 599 amino acids.
GCCCGCCCGCCGCUCCACUCAGUCGGCGUGCACACUCUCUAGCCGGCGUGUCCCCCCUUUGCUCCAAGACACCACCAUGCGUGCGUGCGCUCGCGGCACGCCCACGCGGGCCCCCGACGUCGUGCUCGUCGCCGUGCUCGUCCUGGGCCUGGCCGCCGUCCUCGAGGCCGGCAAUAACCCCUGCCCGCGGGCCCACCACAACGGCCACGACCGCAGCCGGAGGACCACGGUGUCCGGGCCGUCGCCGGCGGUCGGCACCUCGGAGACGACGGCUACGGCGUCAGCGACCUCGGCCGGCGCCGCGGACAAGACCACCGAGAGCGACGAGUCCGCGGUACCCUUCUCAGUCACCGGGUUUGCCGACCCCACGGCGCCGGAGGCCCCGACGAUCUACGUCACCCCGUUGCCCGGGGACGCGCCGACGGCCCCCGCCCUCAAGCAGUCCACGGCUAAGAGCAGCCGGCAGCCCGUGACUGCUCCCACCGACGACCCCCUGGACCUGGACGUGACCUCCUGGAUGACGGUGUCGUCUGAAGAGUCGAUGCUGGAGAAGGCUGGCUUGAAAGUGACGCCAUCGAGCGAAGUGUCGUCGAAGUCCGAGGAUGCCGUCGUCGCCGGCACGGCCGUCGUCGCCGGCACGGGGGAGCUGCCGACGUGGGUGACACCCUCGUCCGACGCGGGAGGCCGAGAAGUUGACACUUCCAUUGAAGACGUGCGGAGCACUCCGCUGAAACGCACCCCGUUAACGCCGCACCCCAAGACGACAAUGACGCCACGAAUCGACAAGGUGGCCAAGGUGGCCAAGCUGCAGGAAGAACGCACCCGCCGGCUGGAGAAGAUUCAGAGGGACUUGCUGGAGAGGAAACACCGACGGGUCAAGACGACCAGCACGGCGCCGACUUAUGACGUGGACGACAACGACGAUCUGAGCCUCCAUUCGAGCUCGGAUGAGUCGCAGCAGGUGGCCGUCGACAAGAGGCCGUUGACGAAGUCCAAGAAGCAGGAUGACGGCGCUGGUAAGCCGCACCCCGCGGCCACCAAGCACGCCGUCGACGAUUCCCCGGCCGAUCGAGCCCGCGAGAGCGCCGGCAGAAAGAAGCAGCGACGACCGUCAGAGCAGCAUGACCGCGAGGAUACCAGGGCGCCGCCGAGCAAGGCUGGCAAGCGCGCGCGGGCGCACCAGGACCGCGACGACCGCGACCGCUCCGUCGAGGACAACUCGUUGUCGGACGGGUCCUGGGAGGACAGCAGCGCGGCAGACGCACACGGUGGGCUGUCAGAUGAAUGGGGAGGACUGGUGUGCCCGACUACCGACGAAGUGUCCCUGUUCUCCCGCCAGUGCCAGUCCGACAGGGACUGCAAGUCCGUGGGAGAGCAGUGCUGCAAGGACCGUCUGGGGAUCCGUCGCUGUGUAUUUGGCGUACCCCCCAUCCUCCCCGACAUCCCCCACGAGCCCUUCUUCGGCGUCAUUGCUCGAGUUUGCCCCAGUUCGGUGGAAACACUCGUCGAGCCCUGGUCCAUUACAAAUUGCACCUCCGAUGACGACUGCUGGCCCAGAGUUUGCUGUACCGACGGGCACUACGCCUACUGCAGAACUCCCCAGCUCGAGUGGGAGAAGCUUCCGGGGCAACGGUUUGUGGCACCUCUGCGCCUGCUGAUGUCUUACCUUCAAUGCACACCUCCGCCACCCCCAGUAUUUGACUUAUUUCCGAAACCCUGUCGAAACACUCUUGACUGCUUUCCGAACCUCUGCUGCCAGGAGCGCGGGCGAAAAGUGUGCCGACCACCAAAACGCUCACUGCUUGCACUAUUAGCUUCCUUAGGACAGGGUGCUGGUUUUUCUUACAGAUCCGCUAAAUCAAGAAGUUCGCCCUAGCAACAAGUGAUAUUUUUACAAUUUGCUUUUAUUAUAACGCAAUUUUUCCAAUAAGAUAGAUUAUAAGUCUGCAAGUACAAAUAACCGGUGAAAAUGAAGCCAAGUGACUGAACUUUAGAAAUACAAUUAUGUGUACAUAGUCGUGCAGCAAGCCAUAAAAUUGAAUAUUUUACUAAUUAAUGUAUAAUGUUGCUUAUUAUUUAUCCAAUUUCUGUCUAACUUUGUAAUUUACAAAAUAAAGGGAUCGAUGAAAGAA